AUGUGACGUAGUGGUGACGUCAGUGUGGCUGUGCAGCCGAAGUGUGUGUGUGUGUGUGUGUGUGUGUGAAGGAUGGACGGGCUGUACAGCCACAGUGCGUAUUUGCUGCAGGAGCUGCAGGAGCAGAGGAUCCAGGGUCUGCUGUGUGACUGCAUGCUGGUGGUGAAGGGCGUCUGUUUUAAAGCUCACAAAAACGUCCUCGCCGCCUUCAGCUCCUACUUCAGGUCUUUGUUCCAGAAUUCUCCGGCGUUGAAGAACGAUGUUUAUCACCUGUCCAUUCAGGAUGUGGGCGGGAUCGGGCAGAUCCUGGACUACAUGUACACCUCCCACCUGGAGCUGAACCAGGACAACGCCCACACACUGCUACACAUCGCUCAGAGCCUACAGGUGUCCAACAUCCUGAACAUGUGUAAUGCUUACCUGAAGCCAUGCUCCGCCCCCAGCGACCCGCCCCUCCCUCUCCCCGCCCUGCUGUCCCACGAGCAGGACUGUGUGCUGGGGAACCCCCUCCCCCCCGACCCGGACCUCCACUGCCCCGCCCCCGACCCCCACAAACACUCGCUCCUCCCACAGCAGGACCCAGAUCCCUCGCACUACAAGCGGCUCCAGCCUGCCCCGCCCCCUGCCACCCCUGACACGGCCAAUAGCGCGGCGGCGCUGCCGGAGAGGCAGCCUCCACACGGGUACAAGCUGAGGAACUUCUACAGCAAGCAGUACUUCAAACAGAGUGCCGCCCAGAACUGCAGUGCCAGCCUGCAGAGCCACGCCCACUGCCCCCUGCUGGGGGAGGAGCAGUACAGCACCAACCAGAACACGCCCACAACUGCAGCCAACCAAUCACUGUCCAUUUUACCUUCUUCAGCGACCAGUCAGAUGCCUUUACUCGGACCCUCAAACCCAGCGAGCUCGGCUCCAGUGGAUCCUUUGAUGUCUCAGAUGCCAACGUCCUGUUCCAGUGCCGCUGUGCCCGCCCCUUCCUCCUCCUCUUCCUGUCAUGACUUCCUAAACCCACCCCCGGCGCCCACCGACCUGCCGGUGCCCCCUACCGCCGGGAGGAGGAGCCCCACCGCACCACGAAUGCUGCGGCCCAAGAAGACCCUGUACCUGAAGAAGUUCAACUACCUCCGCUCUCACCACGCCCUCGAGGAGGGGGCGGAGCCGAGCAGGGUGACUGACAGCUGCAGCGCAGAGACCCUCCAGCAGGAGGAGGCACAGAGCCAGCCGGCCAAUGGCAGCACAGACAUGCCCCCGGAGGGCGGAGCUCCAGAACCGGAGGAACCACCCGAGCCCAGUUUGGUUCCCCAGCCGCCGACUCCGCCCUCGCCCCCGCCAGAGCCCGCCCCCUCGCACGGCCAGAGAGAAGCGGGCGGAGCUUCCAGUAACACUAAUAAAUACUGCUGUGAGAUCUGCGGCAAAACCUUCAAACACCCCAGCAACCUGGAGCUACACAAACGCUCACACACAGGUGAGAAACCAUUCCAGUGUAACGUCUGUGGGAAAAACUUUUCUCAGGCAGGAAACCUGCAGACUCAUCUCCGUCGCCAUUCAGGAGAGAAGCCGUAUAUCUGUGAGCUCUGUGGGAAAAGUUUUGCUGCAUCAGGUGAUGUUCAGCGCCACAUCAUCAUCCACUCAGGAGCUCGACCUCACCUGUGUGACAUCUGUGGACGAGGGUUCAGUAACUUCAGUAAUCUGAAGGAACAUAAGAAGACGCACAGUUGGGAGCGGGAGUUUAUCUGUGAGCAGUGCGGAAAAUCCUUCAACAUGCAGAGAAAACUCCUCAAACACAUGCAGAGACACAGCGGAGACAAACCCUACUGCUGCCAGACCUGCGGUAAGUGUUUCGCUGGGUCAGGUGACCUCCAGAGACACGUGCGAUCCCACACAGGUGAGCGUCCAUACGUGUGCGACACGUGUGGAAAGGGGUUCACGCGUACGGCGGUGCUGCGCCGACACCGCGCCCACUGUAAACCCACGACCGGCUCAGACGCCGGAGACGCUAACGCCGGAGACGCUAACGCCGGAGACGCUAACGCCGGAGACGCUAACGCCGGAGACGCUAACGCGCUAGUGCAGCAACACAACCCAGAGGUUAGCAAAGCAACAGCUUCUCCCACCACACCGCCAUCCUGCAGAAAUAGAGCUCAGCUCCGCCCCCUGCCCAGCUCAACUCCGCCCCCUGCAGGAACCUGUCGACCCGUCCCCGCCUCCUUCAUCACACCCCUCUCCUCCCACUCCUCCACCUCCUCUCUCUCAGAGCUGCGCUCUGUCCUUCCACAAAAUCUGUUAGCCCCACCCACGUUCAAUAAGCCCCUCCUCACACAUCAAAAAGCUCCUCCCCCUCAUGUGAAAUCUACCCUGAACACCGACCCCUCCGCCGGCUCUGCUCUACGGCCCCACCUGCUGACCCCAGAGGCGCACUGCAGCCCCCCACUGGCCCCAGUCAGCUCUCAGACACACAGCGCCCCCUACAGGAGCUCCGAGGGCUUCUGCUCCAGCGGUGCACUGUGGGGGCUGGCCAUGAAGACUCUGCAGAGUGACAGCGAUAUGGACCAAUGAGAAGCUGAGGAGUGUUUUUUUUGGGAGUUUAGAGUCUGAAAUGAAACUGAUACACUGAGCUAAUCAGAACUUCCAGAACCAGAACAGAACCAUCUGCAGUUUAUACAGAGAGAUGAGCUGCAGAACUGAUCUUCUCUAUGCUGAUUCUCAGGGAUUUGCUUUGUAUUGAAUUAAUUUCAUUAAAAUAAAGUUCACCCUGUUCGCAUG
This is a messenger RNA of Astyanax mexicanus (Mexican tetra), 2763 nucleotides long. It is a transcript of the gene zbtb49, whose product is annotated as zinc finger and BTB domain containing 49. The transcript is spliced from 9 exons. The record is from RefSeq and is a predicted model, not a curated record. The coding region runs from base 73 to 2556 and encodes 827 amino acids. NCBI's taxonomy places the organism in Eukaryota, Metazoa, Chordata, Actinopteri, Characiformes, Acestrorhamphidae. Gene Ontology annotation, cellular component: nucleus. Gene Ontology annotation, biological process: regulation of transcription by RNA polymerase II. Gene Ontology annotation, molecular function: protein binding; DNA-binding transcription factor activity, RNA polymerase II-specific; RNA polymerase II cis-regulatory region sequence-specific DNA binding.